AUGACUUCAGUUUCUACUCAAACACGAUGUACUUUAUCUUCAACAACAGCAAAGUGGCACGAUCCCCUCACCGCCACUGUCUGCCUUGCAAUCGCCUCCCUCUGCCUCAAUCAUGAUUGUGCCAUGCAUUCUGAUGCGAAGAUGGAGAAUCGAUGUGUUGUUGAUGUUGAAGAUGAUUUAAGAGUUCUUUGUAGAGAGAGUAGAGUUUUUCUCAUGAGUUAUCCCUCUGUCCAGAAUCGUGUAUUUUUCUUAGUUGCUUGUGAAAAUCUGGAUCUGAAAUCGUGUUUUUCUCUCAGUUUGAGAUUGUGUUUUCUGUUGCAAUUUCCUUCUCUGAGUUUUAUGUAUAUCCUUAAUCUGAAAUUGUGA
Vicia faba (fava bean) is the source of this 366-nucleotide messenger RNA. The record is from the annotation of a GenBank genome assembly. Lineage: Eukaryota; Viridiplantae; Streptophyta; Magnoliopsida; Fabales; Fabaceae.